ACAUCCCCAAGCUAUUUUCCGCAUCACGUGUUCUACGGGGGCGGGGUGAAAAGCAGCUGGGAGCUUGGUGCUGCCUGCUGCCUGCUGCCUGCUGUCACUGUUGCGUGCUUACUGUGCUGAGGUCUUUGGCAUCUGGACUAUUUCACUUACACAGCAGGGCAUCCUCUGGAUUGUUUGUUCUGCUUAACAGCCUCACCAAUCGGCAAUAUGAAGCAAAUAGUGGACAAAGCAAGGAAAGCCUUUCUCUCAGGGAAGACACGUUCUAUAGACUUCAGAAUUCAGCAACUGCAAGCCAUGAAAAGAAUGCUCACUGAAAAUCAAGCUGGCUUUGUUGAAGCACUGAAAGCAGACUUGCACAAGAAUGAAUGCACUGUUUACAGCUAUGAGAUUAUGGGAAUGCUUGGUGAAAUUGACUUGGCCCUUGACAAUCUCCCAAAGUGGACAGAGCCAAAGCACGUUAAAAAGAACAUAAUGACUAUGCGUGAUGAAGUGUAUAUUAAUUAUGAACCUCUUGGCGUUGUCCUGGUAAUUGGAGCUUGGAACUAUCCUGUGGUGGUUCUUUUGCAACCUGUAGUGGGGGCCAUAGCAGCAGGCAAUGCUGCAGUAAUAAAGCCUUCAGAAGUCAGUGAGAACACUGCCAAGCUUUUGGAGAAACUCAUCCCUCGCUAUAUGGAUAAGGAGCUGUACCCUGUAGUAAAUGGAGGGAUUGCCGAAACUACUGAGCUGCUUGCACAGAGAUUUGACCACAUCUGCUAUACAGGCAAUACUGGUGUUGGCAAAAUAAUAAUGUCAGCUGCUGCCAAGUUCCUUACCCCAGUCACCCUUGAACUAGGAGGGAAGAGUCCAUGUUAUAUAGAUAACAACUGUGAUAUUGACAUAGCUAGUAGACGUAUUACAUGGGGAAAGUUUGUAAACUGCGGCCAGACUUGCAUAGCUCCUGAUUAUAUUCUGUGUGACAAGUCCAUCCAGGAUAAAUUAGUGGAAAAGAUUAAGGAAACACUUAAGGAAUUUUACGGUGAAGAUGUCAAGAAAUCUCCAGAUUAUGAAAGGAUUAUAAACAAGCGCCAUUUUAAGCGCAUUCUUGAAUUGAUGGAAGGACAGAAUAUAGUUCAUGGAGGGAGUUAUGAUGAAGGAACUUGUUAUAUAGAACCAACCGUCAUGGUGGAUGUGAAUCCAGAAUCCAAGGUUAUGCAAGAAGAGAUUUUUGGGCCCCUGCUUCCCAUUGUAUCAGUGAGAAAUUUAGAUGAAGCCAUUCAGUUCAUAAAUGAUAGAGAAAAACCUCUUGCCCUCUAUGUUUUCUCUAAAAAUAAACAGGUGAUCAAAAGAAUGAUUUCUGAGACUUCCAGUGGUGGUGUCACUGCCAAUGAUGUCAUAAUGCAUUUCACAGUUCAAGAAUUACCAUUUGGAGGAGUUGGUCACAGUGGAAUGGGAGCCUAUCAUGGAAAGCACACCUUUGAUACUUUCUCACACAAGCGGGCAUGCCUUAUUAAGUCUCUUGCUAUGGAAGGUGUAAACAAGAUCAGGUAUCCCCCGUACAGUAUGAAAAAGGUGGAAUGGGCCAAAUUUCUUUUAACAACUAAGCUGAGCAAGAAGAAGCUUGGUUUGGUGCUUGUACCCAUGUUUGCCAUACUGGCAGCUGUUAUUCUGAAGAGGUAUCGAUGGCAGCUGGCAGGCAGAGGGAUGCAACUUAUGCUGGCAUAUCAGAGGAUGUGUUAUAAGCAAAACUGAGUAACUGGGUACAGAGAGCAGCAAGGAUCACAUUUGUACAGUGAGCUAUUCUAAAACUGGGAACUGGAAAAGCAAUGCAGGACACUUCAGCUGCUGAUAACAGACAUUAAGCCACUGUAUAAUUAGCUGAAUGGUUCAUAAAAUGAAUGUUGCUUUUUCUGACCAUAAAUAAGUUAGAAAUGAUCAUUUCUCCCAUAUUUUAUACUAAAGUGCAACUGCAAAUUACACUAACAUAAAAACUAUACAUCUUCUUUUUAUGAUCAUUCAUUUUUACACUUCUGGCAGCAUCAAAUAGAAAUGAUUUUUCUAUUUAGAAAUGUUCACUGUUUAACAUAUAGAUAUACCUGGUAGUUAUUUUAUAUGUCAGAUAUUAGUCCAUUACUUUGGCAGACAUUUUUCUCUUUGCACUUUUUUGAAGUAUAAACAGAGUAAUCUAAGUAAGUUUUUACCAGCUUGUGUAUAAAGUUAAACUAUGCAACAAUAUGAUGUUCAUGUAUAUGUAAAUUGUUGACACACUAACUUCCACAGAAGGUACCACUGAUUGUUUAAUGUAAACUGCAUUAAAAUCUCUCUGAUUUGUAAA
Xenopus laevis (African clawed frog) is the source of this 2311-nucleotide messenger RNA. RefSeq names its product aldehyde dehydrogenase 3 family member A2 S homeolog (gene aldh3a2.S). Gene Ontology annotation, biological process: aldehyde metabolic process. The coding region runs from base 208 to 1728 and encodes 506 amino acids. Gene Ontology annotation, cellular component: endoplasmic reticulum membrane; cytoplasm. Lineage: Eukaryota; Metazoa; Chordata; Amphibia; Anura; Pipidae. The record is from RefSeq and is a predicted model, not a curated record. Gene Ontology annotation, molecular function: farnesal dehydrogenase (NAD+) activity; oxidoreductase activity; oxidoreductase activity, acting on the aldehyde or oxo group of donors, NAD or NADP as acceptor. The transcript is spliced from 12 exons.